This is a messenger RNA of Rasamsonia emersonii CBS 393.64, 981 nucleotides long. RefSeq names its product FAD synthetase. Gene Ontology annotation, molecular function: FMN adenylyltransferase activity. The record is from RefSeq and is a predicted model, not a curated record. Gene Ontology annotation, biological process: FAD biosynthetic process. NCBI's taxonomy places the organism in Eukaryota, Fungi, Ascomycota, Eurotiomycetes, Eurotiales, Trichocomaceae. The coding region runs from base 1 to 981 and encodes 326 amino acids. The transcript has a single exon.
AUGACUGACUCUCCUUCUUUGGCGGCGCAUCCCGUCGCUGCGGGGCCUGCCAACGGCAUCACACCCUCGUCUACAACGACGACGACGACGACGACGACAACAACGACAACGACAACAAAAACAGAGCAGCUGAACGAGCAAAGCGCCAGGAUCGGAGAAGAGCAACAACCAGAUCAACUCCCGCCCGUAUCGUCCGGCGACAGCGACCCCUCCGUCCCUCCCCUGCGUGUCGUCGUGGCCGACCUCCACCGUCGCGUGCACACCUUCCUGUCCGAAUCCUUCCCCCCAGACUCCCUCCUCGCCCGCGUGCAGAACCAGACCCGAAUCUCGCUCUCGGUGAUCCAGACGGCGCUGUCACGAUACUCGCUGCGCGAACUGUCCCUGUCGUACAAUGGCGGCAAGGAUUGCCUGGUGCUGUUGAUCCUGUUCCUGGCCAGUCUGCAUCCUUUACCUGCUGCUGACAAGGAGGCCAUCUCCACGAUCCCCGCCAUCUAUGCCCUGCCGCCGCAUCCCUUCCCCUCCGUCGAGGACUUUGUCCGCUCCUCCUCCCGCCAAUACCGCCUUUCGUUGACGAGGUACACAACCGACCCUCCCCGGACGACCCUGCGGUCCGCGUUCGAGUCCUAUCUCGCUCUCAACCCGACCAUCAAGGCCAUCUUCGUGGGAACGCGCCGGACGGACCCGCACGGCGCCAAGCUGACGCAUUUCGACCCGACCGACCACGGCUGGCCCGAUUUUGUCCGCAUCCACCCGGUCAUCGACUGGCACUACGCCGAGAUCUGGGCUUUCAUCCGCCACCUGGGCAUUCCAUACUGCUCGCUCUACGAUCAAGGCUAUACCAGCCUAGGAGGCACCAAUGAUACCCAUCCGAAUCCCAAACUCCGAGUGGAUAACGGGGGCAGUUCAACAGGCGGCCAGGAGACCUAUCGACCCGCCUAUGAAUUGACCGAGGAUGACGAGGAGAGGUUAGGGAGACAUUGA